AUGAGCCGACAAAAAACUUCUCCAGGUAUACCAUUACCACCUUCAUCAACUUAUUCAAGUAAAUAUUCCACACCGGCACGUUCAGUACCACUCGGAACAACUACAAAUGUUGCCGCAAUAGCAAGAUCUAUUAAUAAUAUGAGCAUAUCAGCUGGAACUAGUCGAACGCCGUCGUCAACUGAACGACCACUUCGAUCAACCAGGAUUACUUCGCUUCGAACGGGAUCGUCUAGUCAAGAUCGAUCAAAUGUCCAAACAAAUGGAAUUACUCAUGACCAUACAGAACAAACAAUGAAUCCUACAGCGACUGUUUAUAGUAUCUCUUCGAAUAAUGAAUCUUCAAUUUCAAAAAUCUCAUCAACCGCAACUGCAGUACCGAAGACAACAACAAAUUCUCAAUCAAAUUUAAUGAAUGGUGGCCUAUGCGGUCUACAGAAUCUCGGAAACACAUGUUUUAUGAAUUCGGUACUACAAUGUUUAUCGAAUACAAAACCUCUUUUAUUGUAUUGUUUGGAAGAGAAUCUCGACGAUCAAUUGAACACAUCAACAACAAGCGUGAUGAAAGGCGUUCUAAUGAAAGAAUAUGCUAGUUUAAUUCGUAAGAUGUGGUUAUCAUCCGACAAGCGAUCGAUUGUUAGUCCAUCGUCUUUCAAGAAUACGAUUGGAAAGUUCGCUCCACGUUUUACGGGUUAUUCCGAACAAGAUUCACAAGAAUUUCUACGGUAUCUUUUGCAAGGCUUGAGCGAAGAUGUGAAUCGAGUACGGAUUAAGCCAGCAGCGAUUACUGUUGACGAAAAACAAGAAGAACGAAUGAGGGAAAUCGAUCGCGCGAAAGCCAGUUGGCAACGCUGCUUAAAAUAUGAGAAUAGUCGACUCGUUGAUAUCUUCGCUGGCCAGUUAAAAAGCACUCUAGAAUGUUCGUUUUGUCAAUAUCAAUCGAUAACCUUUGAUAUGUUUUGGGAUCUAUCGAUACCUUUGCCACGUGAUAAAUCAUCAACUAGUUUACAAGAAUGUUUUCAAUUAUUUAUGAACAAAGAAGAACUUGAUGGCGACGAGAAACCGAUGUGUGCUAAAUGUAAACAAAAACGUCGAUGUACCAAACAACUCUCAAUUCAGAAAUGUCCCGAAAUUCUUGUUCUUCAUCUCAAACGUUUUUCUCAAUCUUUUGGUCGAGGGAAACUCAACAAUUUAGUAAAAUUUCCCAUCGAAAACCUUCGACUCAACGAGUUCAUAUCCGAAAGUGCCGAAGGACCACCCCCAAUCUACAAUUUAUUCGGCAUUUCAAAUCAUAGUGGUUCACUUUACACCGGCCACUAUGUCGCUGAAUGUAAACAUCCGUUCACACAUGAAUGGCAUGAAUUUAACGAUUCAAAUGUUCAUACAAUCAACGAUGAAGAGAGUAUCAUAUCGUCGAAUGCAUAUGUGUUAUUCUACGAACGACAAUAA
Molecule: messenger RNA, 1446 nt
Organism: Adineta ricciae
Lineage: Eukaryota; Metazoa; Rotifera; Eurotatoria; Adinetida; Adinetidae
Source: the annotation of a GenBank genome assembly